Hyposmocoma kahamanoa is the source of this 5550-nucleotide messenger RNA. Its product is annotated as pericentriolar material 1 protein. NCBI's taxonomy places the organism in Eukaryota, Metazoa, Arthropoda, Insecta, Lepidoptera, Cosmopterigidae. Gene Ontology annotation, biological process: centrosome cycle; cilium assembly; intraciliary transport involved in cilium assembly. The transcript has 28 exons. Bases 203 to 5422 code for a protein of 1739 amino acids. Gene Ontology annotation, cellular component: ciliary basal body; centriole; centriolar satellite. The record is from RefSeq and is a predicted model, not a curated record.
CUUAUGUCUAUGAUGAAGGAGUAGGAGCUUUUGGAUGGUUAAUAAUUUGGCUAAAUUUGUACAACGAACAUUCGAUUGUUCUUUUUGUUGCGAUCUUUAAAAUGGCUAGUUUUUGCAACGAGUUUGUGUGUUUUCAUAUAAUUAAUUUGCUCAAUAGAUGGUGAUUGAAAGUCGCUUGUAUAUAGAGUAGAAAGUGCGUGUUAUGGCUCCUGGGAACAACGAGCGACACCCGGGUCACACGGGCACUAUUCCGAAGACAAAAGUGAGAAACAAUUGCAAUGUGCCUCAAGAAGCUGUGACCCCGACUAGAAGAGACAUGGCCACUAAUUUGGUAUCGACUUCUCUUGACUGGGUACCGGUAUCAGAGUACAAUACAAGAGCGAACUAUAACCAAUCAAGAAAACAGACAAAUAACUCGUCAGAUCAUGAGUUGACAGAUUUAGACAACUCAGUAUCAUUCGAGAGUGGAUUCGGGAGGUUCGUGCCGGUUCGGCCGCAGCCGCGGGUAUUGCCUCUCAACGUUCAGAAUCAAAAUAUAGCAUCUGAUACAAAUGACGAAGGUGCUGGGUCCUCCGCAUCAGGACAUUCUUUGCACCCUUAUGCUCAUCAAAUGCAAAAUGGUCUAAUCCCACAUUCGAACCACGCUGCUGCGGCUGUUAUGAUAGUAAAUCCUACUACACCAAAUGCUGUGACUGGGAGUAUGUCGCAACCAUUUAAUGCGCCAAAUCAGAAUAGAAGCAAUUUAACAAGGAAUGUAAACCCGGCCCGUAACAAUUUCGAAGGCAACUCUUUGUUAAGUAACAACAACACAACUCCACCCGUAUCUAACGCUAGAACUGCUACUAAAACUGUCAAUAUUAUGAAUAACAUGUAUGACCAGGGGCAAGGGGGCUUCAACAAUAUUAAUGAGAAUAAUCAUAUUGCACAUAGAGAAUCAGCGCGUACGCUGGGUGAAGCUAUAGUGGCUGCAUGCCCCGACGCAGCGGCUGUUGAAAGACGCUUAGGUCAAAUUCGAGAAUACAUUCGUGUGACGUCGUCUCUUGUUGACACCAUGCGUAAUUCCGAGGAUGAGGCUUUUAUUGAGCACACAAAGGAGGAAUACGAUGAGCUGGUACAGAUGGUUGAGAAGUUGAAGGAAAGUGAGAAAAAGUUAGAAAGUAUGCUGACUGAAAAAGAACCUGAUAACAUUGAGGUGCCUGCUGAGGAAGCACAUGAAAGUAGUACACAAGGUGAGCUACACCUAAUUAAAAUUGAAAAUGACAAUACACCUGAGAAAAUUUUGAAUCAAGAUAAAUCUAACAAUAAAAACAGUGAUGUCAACACUACGCUCAAGAAAGUAUCUAAUAUUGAAAAUGAACAACUGAAUAAAACUUUACAUAACACUAAAAGUGAAGAAAACCAACAAGAAAGUAAAAUUAAUGAACCUUCGAUAUCCGAUAACAUACUUCGUUCUUCGGAACACUUGGAGAAAAUCGACGAAAAAAACGAAGAUGUAGAAGGUGAUCUCAUAGAAAUAAAAGAAUUACAAUCCACUUGCACAGAAGACCCCAAAAAAGACGAUGAACAUUUGAAUGAAAUGCUGAGAAAGAAUAUUUUGUCUUGCGUUGAAAAGGUGGCUUGUAUCGAAGAAAUGAAAACAAAAACCAGAGACAGCAGUAGCGCCGAAGAUCAGGUUUCUCAGGAUGUUAUAGUUCGGCCAGUGUCGGUGCAGAGCAAUGGUUCAGCGUAUAGUGAAAAUGAGCUUUGGCAGAAUGAGAUAAAAAAUAAAAUGGAAAUGUCUUCAAUGCGUUUGGCUGCAUUGAAGCAGCAACAGAAAAGACUGCUGAAGUAUCAGGAGGAAGCUAAGCAGCAACUAGACGAAAUGAACAGAGAGAGGCAAUCGCAGGAGUUGCAUCCUGCAACAUCACAUGACAAUUUUGCAAACAUGCAGACUCAAACAUUUGGCGGUAACUUUCACCAUCCGAACCGCAUGUAUGCAGCUAAUCAAAUAGGCGUCGCUACGACUCUACCACACUCUUCGGAGGCUAUGCAUGUACAACAGAACUUGAGUAAUAUUGAAAACGACCAUGGGCAUGCGGUUCACGCUGUCCAUAAUCAGGAUGAAAGAUUUUCACACCGAGAAGCAAAUAUUGCUAGUAGUGAGGAAGCGGCAGGCGGUGGCCGUGAUAGUGAUGGUGAAGAAGACGAAGGUUUGUUGGGCGAAAGAGCUCGGCUGCUGCAGAUGAAACUGCGCGAGUUGCAACUCAAGAAACAACACAUGGAGAGCUUGGUAACAGAGUUUCAAAAACUUCAAAUGGCAACCCGUGCUGGCAGCUCACGCAAUACGUACUCGAGUUCGGGCGAAGACAGUGGCGCCGAGGAGUCGACGCGUAAAUGUAACAACGCCGGAGGCGGGAAUAUUAAGAACGAAGAUCCCUUUAAGUUAAUGGAAAUUAAAGCUAUUAAGACGGCACUUCAGAAAACUAAAGAUUUAAUGCGUUCAGUGGAGAACUACGAAGCAGAUCACCUCAGCGCCCAUGACGAAACAUUUCAAGUGCCAAGCCAUUCGAACAUAAACGACAAUAAAUCGGAGGGCGGCGGUAGUAUGGGCGGCUGGUCUAACGAAGGCAGCGUGUGCCGUGUGCGCAAUACUCUGCCUCAGCGACACAAGUUCACCAACGAACAACACUCGCUGCAGCAGCAACAGCAGCAGCAACAACAGAGUCACGAAGCUAACAUAGCAACUUUACAAGAGUUGGCUCAGGAGCUGCGCCUGGAAACCGAAAAGAUUAUGGGAGAACGUGCGCGCAUUAAAGAUGUGGUGUCCAAUAAAGAACUAGCACGCAAACAGAAAAAAGUAAACGAAGAAGUACGUCCAGGGCCAAGUGGCGUAAGUGCUCCCGGGCCCGCUGAGCGUCGGCAAAUGCAAUUGCGGGCCUUGCUGGCGGAGAAACAGCGUGAACUUGAAGCGCUUCUUAAUAAGGAGAACGUGUUAUGUUCCGGACCCGAACCCCAAAAACAGAAGCCAGAUUCCCGCACGGGAUCGAUUGUCAAUCAAUCGUAUACAAGUGAACAAGAAGAACCCGACUCACGCUCGGAACAAAUUCUACUGGAUUCACAGAAUUCACAAGAGAAUGAAAACUUUAGGGCAGGGGGAGAUAGUGCUUUGGGAAACCGAUCUCUCAAUACUGUGCCGUCACAUCUUGGUAGUACUUAUGGAAGCGAUAGUGACAGUGCUUCUCGAAAACAGUCCAAUCAGAGAAACAGGGCACGACGGAGGCAACCACAGGAUAGGCAAGUCGAUGACAACAACGCACCACAGGUUAACAACACCAGUCAAAAUCUACGUCACGAGGCACGACCGGAAGCCUCAAAUGUCAAUAUGGUACCGCCCAGUUCUUCAGGUGACAAUCCAGCUAAUAUGCCUUAUCCUCAUUUGCAACAACCUUGCUGGAAUAGCAACAAGGCGAAUCAGGAUAUGCGCAACCAGUUCACUCAGAAUAGCCAUUCACAAACAAUGGACCGAUUGCUUGGAACUCCACAAAUGUCGUUUCCACCCUCUGUGCCUUUCAAUAUGAUGAUGCCUUAUGGUAUGGUUGGAGGAUGCGGUUGCGGUUGCAGCUUCUGGGGUGCCUGGUGCUGGCAACAAAUUGUCAUGCAGCAGAGGGAAAUACACCAGCUCAGAGAACAACUUAAUCAUUUGGAGGAGCGCUGGCGUGCGGAAAAUGCGUCCCAUACGCUGAAUAAUCAAGUGCCUCCAGGCAAUAGGGCUAACAACUAUUGGGAUAACUUUCGAAGUUAUUCACGCCAAAAUCUUCUUUCAACUAACAACAAGACAAAUGCUGAUGGCCACUUGGCCGUUGGCCCAGCUCACAAUCCACACCCUCUCGUGGAAAGAUCUCAUAACACUUUACAUCAUACGUCCACGUCUACAUCUCCAUCCAUCACUCCCAAGAGAAAUACGAACGCCUCGAGUUCGACACAGAAUGCGACUGCUCAGCAAUCCCAAACGCACAAUGAAGAGAUACCCAAUCGUCAAGGUCGAAGAAACAUAUCUUAUGAGAGAUCGCUAUCAUUCUCAUCUGCCCCCGAUGUCCUGAAUGUCAAUCAAAACAGUGAAGAUGCACCCACUUCUCUCUCACGGAAUAUCGACGACAGCAACAACACAACAAACAAUGUGAACAUCAACCGACAGGAAGGGGCAACUAAUGCCUUCAGGAAUCUCAAUAUUACAAACCCUAUUCCAGAAAUAAUUCAAUCACAUUCUAACAAUCUAAAUACGACAGCUAAUAGUAAGAAGAAAUCUUCAUCGAAACUUCCCGCAAAAAAUUCUACAAAUAGAAGAAAUUAUACCGGUCUUGACUAUUCACAGACUAGCAACAUCAAUAUUGCGAGCACUUCUGAGGCACCUAAUCCAAAUCUUGCGUCAACUAGCCGAAAAGUGCAUGACAAAGCUACUUCAAAACUAUUCGAUCUUCUGAGAGAAAACGUGUACUCAGAAGUGACUGCACUCAUUGACGUGAAUGAAUCACAUCCCGAUUUCUUGAUACAACUUUUUAGGGAAUUGCAACUUAUAAGUUCUGACCCUUUGCGGCAAAGAGUAUUGCAAUCUAUUAGAACUGUAUUAACGCAGUAUGCUUCCUUUAUUGAUGGUCAACGCAACGAAAAUCUCCAUGAAGAGAAUAGACCGGAAGGUGUAUCAACUACUUCUAAUGACGCUAACAAUUAUCAAGAUUUUAAUUCUCUUUCUAGCACAAUGCAAAUUGAUAACAAAAUUGUGCGAUUUUUGCUGCUAAAAAGUGAAGAAAUGUUCACUCCAGAGCUCAUGGACAGCUUAGCGUCGCUUAUACUUAACGCUACAAGUGACCUCAGGCAAUCGCAGCAAUCAAAGAAGAAAGUACUAGAGUUACUAUCAAAAUAUGAAGGAAUGAGAGUGUGUGACGUAUCCAGUGAUAUUAUUGAGAACUUGCCAGUCUUUAUUUCUGGAAAUAAUGAAGGCCAAGAAUCGUCUCAGCUUACAAGUGAAUUAUCAGAAUCGUCCAUUUUUCAAGAUGUUGCUGGGUCAUUGAAUUUAUUCAGCUCGAGUGAUACGCAGUUACAUCAGAUGAACGCAUGCCCUUACGAUAUGUGGUCGGGGCACAUGCAUAUGGACAUUGAAGGUAAUGAUGAUACCAGUCCACUUUCCAGUCAAGAGGGUAAAAUGGAUCUCAUAAAUUGUUCUGAAAUGCAUAAUGGCGACUUGGCCGAGGCUGACCAAACCCAUGACGACGAGGGAGACAAUGCAGAGAACCAUGAAGAAAUGGGAGCUAAUGCGGAAGCUCUGCCGGAUGUGGUAGACACCGAUGAAGUUACUCCAACUGAGGCUGAGGUGGAGUGGCUCGGGCUUGAUCGUGUGCCUACUAGGCUGCACAUGGAAGAGUCAUCUGAAAAACAGAAAGAUUGACUUGAGGAGCUUGAUAACAAUGCAUGAUGGGUCUUUCCUCACGUAGUUUUUAAUUUGAUUUUAAACUCUAUUCAUUAUUUUGUCAUUAUUAUCAUUUACUGUAUGUAAUAUUUAUUUGAACUAUGUUA